UUGUCAACGCCGCUGCGUCAAUUGAGUGCCCCGGCGUGCGACUGGGCUGGAUUUACGGCAUAUGUCCAGUCUCCUUGUCCGCCUUGAGGCGAUAGAGUCUCGUCUCGCCAUAAGAACCCGUCCACGGACUGAAAAUAAUUCGCUGACAUGGCGAUGCUGGCGCUGCCGAGUUGCAGACCAGGGGAUUCACACCCGGAACUCAAGCACACAUGCUUCACCAGAGCAUGAGCAGGCAUUAUCAGCCUCGCUCAAGGAGCCAAUUGCUUUCUCUGGACCCCAAGAAGGCUCUCAGGCGCCAAGCCUAAGCAGAACCUCUGCCAUCCUGAACGGACUUGCUGCCCAUACAAUUACGCCGCGAACUACAAUCUCUCAACCUGCUCCUCUUUCCGCAAAAGACAAAGUCUUUUACGCACUUCGAAAUAAGCAGCACAAGACUCUCCUGAAAGUCUUUCUCGAGGCUUCCAAAGAUGAGCAAUUCAUCCAGUCAAUCCCACCGGCAACCUUGACUGAAAUCCUCCGCAUGCUCGAUCCAGAUUAUUUCGUCGAGCCCAUAAAAGAGCUCCACGAGGAUCUCAGCACAGCAUACGUGCGUCUUCUUGGCAUAAAACCCCUCGAUGUCGAAGUCAGCGAAUACAUGCGAUCAAUCCGUCGUCUGACCCGGAUACGACGGCGAGCGAACCACCCUCUCGAUCUCACAGACUACACAUUUCUUCUCAAAUGCGCUCGGGCAGUAGGCGAUAGCGAAGCCGCAGAUGGAAUCUGGCUCGACAUGAUGCGCGACAAAGUUCAGCCUAAUACGACAUGCUACAAUUACUAUCUCGCAGCGCGGUGCUGGGCGGGUCACGCGCACGCCGGUCGACGGCACAAGCUGCGUGUCAUGCCAUACAACAUGGCCAUGCGGCAGACUGCAGAGCCAUUGCCUGGAUUCGAAGGCUUUCGCGUCAAGCGCCAGGGCAUUCGAAGCACGGUUUUCCAAAUGUUCAAUGAGAUGGUGCAACAAGGCGUGCAGGGCGACGAACGGACGUUCACCCUCCUCAUGACAGCCAUGGGCCGUGAAGGCGACAUGGACGGCGUCAAAUCUGUCCUGAAAAAGGCGUGGAACGUUGACGUCGACGCACUCCUCAAAGCCGCAGACGAAUCUACCCUUGCGCCUGUCGUGCCACUCGACAAAGCCACUUCGGCACUAUACCCCGGCGACGACUUACUCUUCGCUAUUGCGCACAUUUUUGGCUCAAACAACGACAUUCCUACUGCCAUCCGACUCGUCGACUACAUUGCACGGCAGUACGAGAUAGAUAUCCCGCUCCGGGUAUGGGCACAGCUUUUCGAAUGGACAUUCGUCCUAUCAACUCCUCGCUCUGGCGAGCGCCGGCAUGACGGACCGCAAAUUGGCCAACUCCCGCUCGCCAGCGUCAGCCAGCUCUGGGAAACAAUGACGUCUCCACCCUACAAUGUGCGUCCCAAUGUGCCCAUGUACAACCGCUACGUCAAGAACCUGUACCACAGGCAGAUGCUCGGGCAGAUGCUUGCCCGUAUGGAAGAGGGCAUCGAGCUAUAUUCGCGCUCGGUGAAACAAUUCCGUCGGGCGAGCAACAAAUAUCGCAAGACAGUCGUCGCAGUGCGAGGAUCAAGAAACGGACAAAGCCGCGCUCAGCGCAAACAAGCUGAACAAGAGUCCAGCUUGCCCAUUGAAAGCCUGCGCUUUCACUAUGAGAUGAGCCGUCUAGUACGCAGCCGCAACCAUCAAAUGGUGCGCCGAUGGAUGCGGUUGUUGCUCGGCGGUCGGCGCUGGUCCGCUGGCCCGAAUAAUGCGUGGGAACGAACGGUACUGCCUGACAUCAUCGAAAAAUGGAGAUCUUUUAUGCCUGAGCGCAUCGAGUAUAACACGAGCGGAGGACGUGUGGAGUUUGACAGUCGGCCAGAAGAUGCCGAGAGUAAAACUUCUCAGACAAAGAAACAAAAGGAUUCCCGCAAACCUCACAAGGCGGUCAGGAAAGAAGAAUCUCCUAGCGUGGAAUAGAGACCGGGCACUUCGAUAUUCACGUAUCCUGUAUAGUAUCAUCAUCAUCAUCAUCAUCUCUCUUCUUAUUUUUGUAUGGUAUCGUCAUCGGUCACAGAGACCUACAGAGCGUUUAGGUGUUUAUAAUUAUUUUUGUACAAUACAAUGGUAUAGAACUUUUCGAACCCU
Messenger RNA from Xylona heveae TC161, 2188 nucleotides. RefSeq lists its product as hypothetical. The coding region runs from base 62 to 2020 and encodes 652 amino acids. Gene Ontology annotation, molecular function: protein binding. The transcript has a single exon. NCBI's taxonomy places the organism in Eukaryota, Fungi, Ascomycota, Xylonomycetes, Xylonales, Xylonaceae. The record is from RefSeq and is a predicted model, not a curated record.